GUUUGGGCGGCGGUGCACUCGUGGAGAACUUCAGUCAGGGCCCCAACACUUCUGCCAUCUUCCGCAGCUGCCGGGCGGGACAAGGAGGCGGCCUCCGCGCCUAUGGCGGCUACCGCCAGGAAGCCGGGAGUUCGGUGCUCUUCGAGAACUGCUCGGCAGAUCGCGCUUUGGCCGUCGAGAACGUAGAUGAGCGUUGUGUCGGCGGCGGUGCAUCCGCGGAGAACUCCUUCACACAGGGCCCCAACACCUCUGCCACCUUCCGCAGCUGCCGGGCGGGACAAGACGGAGGCGGCCUCCACGCCAAAGGCGGCUACCAGCAGGAAGCCGGGAGUUCGGUGCUCUUCGAGCACUGCUCGGCAGAUCGUGACGGCGGUGGUGCACACGUGGAGAACCUCACACAGGGCCCCAACACCUCUGCCACCUUCCGCAGCUGCCGGGCGGGACAAGACGGAGGUGGCCUCGAUGCCUCGAACUACCAACAGGAAGCCGGGAGUUCCGUGCUCUUCGAGAACUGCUCGGCAGAGGGCCAUCAGAGUCGGGGCGGCGGCGGCGGUGCAUCCGUGAAGAACUUCACACAGGGCCCCAACAGCUCUGCCAUCUUCCGCAGCUGCAGGCCUUUUUUGCGAAUCGGGACAGUCCCUGCACUGAAACGUGUAGCAAAACUCAUGGUCUCGGAGAGAUGGCAUCCGGCUUGCAGUCUCCCAGACUUCGGAGACACCGGCCGCUGCGGCCACCCCACUCGCCUCCCAGAAUAUUUCCCAGGUGGCGGCCUCCAUGCUUCAAGCGGCUACCAGCAGGAAGCCGGGAGUUCGGUGCUCUUCGGGCACUGCUCAGCAAAACGCGCCUUGGCAGUCGAGGACGUAGAUGAGCUGACGUGGCUGAUCCGAACGCGGUGUGUGAAGAUGCAUGAGGUUCGAGUGCAUAGACGGGAUGGAGGCGGUGUUAUCACCGAACGCCUGGACGGCGACGGCUCAAUGCACUUCAAGGCAUGCCGCGCACACGCAGGACAAUUUGCAAAGCUGCUUCUGGAUGCCUGCGACGCUGACGUGGCCGCAGCCGCCUUCGCUGCAGUUGCAGACGAUGACACAGAAGCGGAAGUGCAAAUCGAGGAGCUCUCAUUGUUGAGGGACAGCAAAGGCGAUGUCAACGACUUCGCAGUUUCAGGCCUGUUGAAGAUUGGCUCCGCUCACCUGAGUACGGAGAGCUCCGAGAGCUCCGGCAUCUACAUCUCGGCACGUAAUCUCUCUCUCGAAGAGGCGAUGAACUGCACCAGUACCUCCUCUUGCACAUUCUAUGCGAAUGCCACCGCCACCCGAAAUACUGGCUUCCUUUGCCCUUUGGGCACGGGUGCGGUGGACUUCCAAGCCUUGCAUGAUUUCGGCUGCCUGGCAUGCAAGCCGGGGGACACACAGGUUCUGAACGUGACGAGCAGGCCGUGCAGUCAGUGCCCGGAAGGGGCUUUCAAAUGCCUGGCCGGCGAGCUGAAGAUGGAGCCCGGGCUAAUGGUGGAGCUGGAGGACGUGAACCGCAGCUUCCACUGCCCGAACGAGGCCGCUUGCCCUGGAGGCGAUGUAUCUCAGGGAAGGGUUCGCCAGGCAAUGUGCCAAGACGGCUAUCGGGGCCAAGGCUGCACGAGCUGCAGAGAGGAGUAUGCCAUUACGGACAGCAGCGUGUUCUCGUGCACCGCCUGCAGCGAAGACCGUCGUGUGCAGGCGGUUCAGUGGAUCACCUUCCUGUCUCAGCGCGCCUUCCUCUUCGCACUCGGGGCGCUCAGCGCCCUUGGAGCCAAGGACGCUGGGGACCUGAAGCAAAGCAGCAUCUACCUGAACCAGCUGAUGGCCUUCGCCACCAUUUCCAACACGAUGCUUGUCGGCAUAUCACGGGGCUUCAUGGGUUUUCGGCUUAAACCUUAA
Molecule: messenger RNA, 1913 nt
Organism: Symbiodinium necroappetens
Lineage: Eukaryota; Dinophyceae; Suessiales; Symbiodiniaceae
Source: the annotation of a GenBank genome assembly